UGUACUUCUACAUGUUUGUUUGUUCAUUCUACACAUUCUUAUAAUUAAAGAAUAAAAUUUAGAGAUAUGACAAUAUCGUGGUGUGACUUCAUAGCAGGAUCUGUUGCUGGUGUGUGUGGCUUAUUAAUUGGACAUCCUGCAGAUACAAUAAAGGUUCGACAACAGACAUUUCAGUCAUCAGGUUGCAUACAUAUUGCCAUUCAAACAAUAAAAUAUGAAGGUUUGCAUGGAUUUUAUAAGGGUAUGGGGUUUCCACUGCUCACAGCUGGGAUAAUGAAUUCAGUAUUCUUUGGUGUGUAUGGAAAUUGCCUAAGAGCUCUUGAAAAUUUUCAUAAACGGCAAGAGCCAGAGAACAAUGGUGUCAGCAAGUACUGGUACAUGAAUAUAUUCUUUGCUGGUGUAUGUGCUGGCACAGCCCAGGUAGCUGUUGCUUCUCCUGUCGAGCUUGUGAAGAUCCAGCUACAGUCUCAAACAGGAACAUGGGAGAAGCAACAUUCAAGGAAACAUACAGGUCCCAUUAAUUGCAUUUUACAUAUAGUAAAUGAACAUGGCCUGAGAGGAUUGUAUCAUGGAAGCCAAAUAACAAUGUGUCGGGACUCUCUUUCAUCAGGUCUGUAUGUACUGACCUAUGUUGUGUGCUUGGACAUGUUCCAUGGACCUCAACAAGUAUGGACAGUUAUCUUUGCAGGAGGAACAGCAGGUGUAAUCUCUUGGGCUUCAAUAAUUCCGCUGGAUGUUAUCAAGUCACGUAUCCAAGCUGAUGAUUUAUCAAAUCCUCGAUAUAAAGGCAUUGUGGAUUGUACUGUCAAGAGUUAUAAGAAAGAUGGUCUGCACGUAUUUCGUCGUGGAUUUAUUACGUGCUCAUUUCGAUCAUUCCCAGUAAAUGCUGCAACUUUCCUUGGCUAUGAACGGUCUUUAAAAUUUUGCCAACAUGUGUCAAAGGACUUCUUCACUCAUCCAGAACAGAAGGACACAUGACUGUAAGCAAUCAGAUGACUUAAAAAACAAUAUUAAACAUUACUAUUCCUACCUCACAUAAUUAAAAAAAUGUAAAAAUGAAUUGGCAUUUGAUUAUGUAAAAUUAGAAAACCGAAAACUUCCUACUCAUUCAGGUGUCCUGUCUUCUGAAGCACUUAGAGAAUGAAAAAUUCUAGGAUGGAAGGGAGAUCCUGGGCACUCAAUUUCAUGAUUUGUAUUCUCCCCUCUCCCUAUAAUAUGCUUAUUUUCUUAAAAUAAAAUAACAAAAAUAACUUUAAUAUUCAU
Molecule: messenger RNA, 1263 nt
Organism: Cryptotermes secundus
Lineage: Eukaryota; Metazoa; Arthropoda; Insecta; Blattodea; Kalotermitidae
Product: solute carrier family 25 member 45
Exons: 6
Coding region: 67-978 (303 amino acids)
Biological process (GO): transport
Cellular component (GO): mitochondrion
Molecular function (GO): transmembrane transporter activity
Source: RefSeq, a predicted model, not a curated record